Ictalurus punctatus (channel catfish) is the source of this 5678-nucleotide messenger RNA. Its product is annotated as lysine-specific demethylase 9. The transcript has 7 exons. Gene Ontology annotation, cellular component: nucleus. Bases 178 to 2286 code for a protein of 702 amino acids. NCBI's taxonomy places the organism in Eukaryota, Metazoa, Chordata, Actinopteri, Siluriformes, Ictaluridae. The record is from RefSeq and is a predicted model, not a curated record.
GCUCCCGGAAAUCAGCCCGCCGUGCGCCUGCGCGUUUUAGCCAGCGAGAGAGGAAGACUACACGCGAGAGGCUCGUGAUAGGACGCACGGGGUAAGGACUACACGUCCCAGGUGGUACACCUCCCAGAAAGGGCAUGCGCCGUCGACUUUUCAAAGGCUUUUAAAUUCGCGUGCAAAAUGGCUGCGCAGGUCGACUUGGUGCGUGUUAAAGUGGAGGAAAAGCCUAGGGACGGUGUGGAGGCGGCGAGCAAAGAGAAGAAGAAGAAGAAGAAGAAACGAGAGCACUCGCCGUGCACGGAGAAGAAUUCGAGACCGGAGAAGGAGGCGAAAAAAAUGAAGCUACAUCACCACCAUCACCAAAAUGCUCAACAACAGCGAGUACCUCAGCAGCAGCAACAGAAGACUUCUCACGGGAUAAACUUCAGCAGCAAUGAGCUAGCGCCUGUUCAGCACCGCAAUCACCACCAUCACAACAACCACCACGGCCUGAAGAAGGACGCGGCUAUGGUUUGGCCGCCUCGAAAGGCGACACCGCUGCCUCACAAACCCGCUCCAGCUCCGCUCUUCACUUUCACUCCGCUUAAAGUAGCGAAGGCCGAGAGCCACCACAGCACCAAGCCCCAGAAACACCCGGAGAAGGACCCCGUCAGGCUGAAACCUAAGAAGGAAAACGCAGAGGUUAACGUGAAAGUCGGUUCCUGUAAGAAGCAGACAGAGCCUAAUAAUGAGAAUGGAAAGCCUCAGACCUUGGAGGAGUACCUGCUGAAAAAGAAGAAGAAAAAGAAGAGGCACCGGGAAGACGAGCAGCGCAGCAAGCGAUUGCAGACGUCUGACAAGGGGAUUCAGACCGAUGACUGCUCUUCUUCCGCUGAUGGCGAGACUGUCCUCGCCAACAUCAAAGAUGAAGCACUCGAUCACGUUGGCUCGAACGAGGGUUCGGGUUCACCUUUCCUCUCGCAUCAUGAGCACUCCAUUCGCAGCUCAUACCUGAAGACAAGCUCACGUUUUAGCAGGCUCAUUCACGAGGAGGUGCAGCCCAAUGGCGGGGCAUCCAUUCUGCACGCGUAUGCUGAUGAACUCUCGCUCUUGCAGCCUGGCGAGAAGGAGAGGUUUGCGUGCGAGUUCCUCGAGAUGGCUUUUAGUGAAAUUUCCAAAGGAGCGGCACGGUAUGCACUUUCUGUGGUCCAUGGUGCUGCUGCCUACCUCCCUGACUUCUUGGAUUACUUUGCCUUCAAUUUCCCCAACACACCGGUCAAGAUGGAGAUUCUCGGAAAGAAGGACAUCGAGACCACCACUAUCUCCAAGUUUCACUCCCAGGUGAGUCGAACAUACUGCUCUGGGACAUAUCGAGCUGGCCCCAUGAGACAGAUCAGCCUGGUCGGGGCCGUGGACGAGGAAGUAGGGGAUUAUUUCCCGGAAUUCCUGGACAUGCUGGAGGAAUCGCCAUUCCUCAAGAUGACCUUACCAUGGGGCGCCCUGUCCAGUCUGAAGCUGGACUGCCGCUCGCAGAGUGACGACGGGCCCAUUAUGUGGGUUAGACCGGGAGAGCAGAUGGUUCCCACGGCUGACAUGCCCAAAUCUCCAUUUAAGAGGCGCAGGUCCAUGAACGAGAUCAAGAACCUGCACUACCUGCCGAGGACGAGCGAGCCUCGUGAGAUUCUGUUCGAGGACCGGACGAGAGCGCACGCCGAUCACGUCGGCCAGAGUUUCGACUGGCAGAGCACGGCCGCUGUGGGCGUCCUCAAAGCCGUGCAGUUUGGAGAGUGGAGUGACCGGCCGAGGAUAACCAAAGAUGUUGUGUGUUUUCAUGCAGAGGACUUUAACGACGUCGUGCAGAGGCUUCAGCUCGACCUGUACGAACCGCCUGUAUCUCAGUGUGUGCAGUGGGUGGACGAUGCGAAGUUGAACCAGCUGCGGCGCGAGGGCAUCCGGUACGCGCGCUUGCAGCUGUGCGACGAUGACAUCUAUUUCAUCCCGCGCAACGUCAUCCACCAGUUUAAGACGGUGUCGGCCGUGUGCAGCCUGGCGUGGCACAUCCGCCUCCAGCAGUACCAACCCGAAAAAGAGCCAGAGGAAGCAGGCAAACCCAGCUCGCCCAUGCCUGACCAGCAGUCGGACACGGUGCACCCACCUCAAGCGGACACUUUGCGCCCAGAGAGCGCACCUUCACUCAACACCACUUCUGAAGCUCCGACAGUUCCUCAGGCUUCCCUCCACCCAGCUCCAGGUGACUCCCUCAGCAGCAGCAGCAACCUUCACGGAUUUCUACAGGUGACUGAUGAUUAACAGGUGAUCAGUUUCACCUGUUAAUCCAUUUAACAAACUUGACUGACAUUCCAGGAACGGAUUUGGACUGUCCAACAAAAACAAGACUCUAAAAGUCUGAUGAAUAUAUAUAUAUAUAUAUAUAUAUGUAUAUGUUUUAUUUUAUUUUUCUUUUUAAAAGAAAAACAUUUUGUUUAAGAAACAACCCCUGUAAGUACUUCUUAAUUUUUUUUUUCACUCAGCCAAAAUAUUUAAUUUUAAUAAUCUUGUUUUGCUGAAUGUUCAGUAUUGUUUUAUUUCCGUUUAUAUCUGAAAUGGAGCUUCUUUCAAGAGGAAAUCUUCAUUAUCGUCUACCAAACUGUGCAUCAUGUGGAUCAGUUAAUUGGUUUUUGCAAAAAGGAAGGAGAAAAAAAAAAAAGUGCCUAUCAACAAUCAUGUCUCCUAAAGAAGAACAAUGUCCUGUUCAUUUCUGUGCAUAUUUGUUUAAAAAUUUCAAUGUAUUUUAUCCCAGUUGGAGAAUCGAUAUCCGUGAUUUACAGAGCAGGAUUGAUUCUGAAUUUGUUUUAUGAUGUCCAAAAAAUUUGUGUCCAAACGAGUAAUAAAAUAACUGUUCCCAAAGAGUUCCCAAAGGCUCUGGAAAGCUGGAUCUUGAGAUGUUUAACUGUCUAAUUUCCUAGCAAUGGCUUCUCUCUCUGGGCGUUUCUUUGAUACGAAUUUCUCAGGGUCUCUCUUCAUUGGAGUUUUUUUAUUUUAUUUUUAUUGGACAUUAUGGGUAAAUUUGUUACAGUGCCACAACUGGAUCAUGUUUAUAACAGGAAUACAUGUGUACUGCACAAGUCUUUCACUAAAGCUUCCUCUGAAUUUACUUUCAGAUGCAGAUCAUAGGCUCGAAUAUGUUUUUAUAAAAAAGAAGAAAAGAAACAUUUCUUAAGUUGGCGUGUAUUAAUUAAAUGACUCAUGUGGUAAACCAUUAAAAGGUUAAUCAGGGGUGGACAAAUCAGCAGCCCGGACACCUAGGACAAGCAGAUUUAUUCAUUCCAUGUUGGCCAUGAUGAGUUGGACAAAAUUCAGCAACCAGAACAGAAACAAAACCUACUAGUCCUUUUCAGUUUUCCAAAAAAAAAAAAAUAGUUUACUUUGGUGUGUAGGAUUUGUUUAAGCUUAACAGUGGUGCUCCAGCACACCGUACGCACUACACACACACCACACAAGACACGAUCUGGCUAACGAUAGAAAAAUUGUUUUUGUUUAUUUAUUUAUUUUUUAUGGAUGACACAAUCUUUCGGGAAUCAGGAACAUCGCUACGUAAUCAUAUUGACAGAAAAUACAGACGCGAUGACGGACAGGACAAAUCUUGACGCUCUUCAAAUACUGACUUUUCUCUCCUUUCAAUUCACUUGCGUUAGUGCUGUGAACCUCAGAUUUACAGAUUCGGAUCAGGCAAACGACGCGGUGCAAUUUCUUUUUUUCUUUUUAAAGGAAAAAAACUUUUUGCUCAAGAAACAACCCCUGUAAGCACUUUUUUUAUUAUUUAUUUUUUCACUCCACCGAAGUAUUUCAUUUUCAUCAUUAAAUAUACUAAAAUGGAUAAUCUGAUGCGGUUUGAUUUAGUAUUUUCUAGUAGAUACGUGAACAACUUUGUUCAGAACCUGUGCUAGGCCAACCGUUAAUUCAUGUGACUCGAGUGAUGGUGUUGUAGAGAGAGGCUAUAUUAAGCAUCACCAUGCUAGCGAAUUAUAUUAUAUUAUAUUAUAUUAUAUUAUAUUAUAUUAUUUACAUUAUAUUAUUAUUUGUCGGUCCUUUUUCGAAUCAAUUUGUAUUCAGUUUAUGAUCGUUCCAGAUCAUCCAAUCGUUCCAUCCCUUAUAGGUAUCAAUACACUUAGCUACCCCCUUUUUUUUAAAAAAAAAAGUCUAGUUAGUUUCCAGGUAACCAAAACAUAGGACUGGGCAGCACACUAUUCUAGCUAAUAUGGAUCUGAUUUUUCCACCCCUGCAUAUUGGAUCCUCAUUAUUGUCAGAGUGUCUCAUUCAUAUAUAUAUAUAUAAUAUAUAUCUCAACACUCAAAUUAUACAAAUGUGAACCUUUUUUAAACCUGAGCUUCCUCACUGGCUGGUAGAUUUGCCUUUUUGGUCACUGGCCAGUUUCCUGUUUGUCAGAACUGAUGGUUGCAAUUUCUUUCCCCCCAAAUCGUUUAUUUGACACGGCACUCGUUUACCUCUUUGGAAACUAGCCCGAGUUUCUAAAACGUCAUUCAUGAAGGAAAUGAUGACGAGUCUUUUAAUGACGCAACGUUUUACGAUGUACUGUUUUUACUCAUGACUGCUUCUGUUCUAAAAGCCCUCAUUUCCUAAAGUGUUUAUCUUAUUUAUGUAUGUUAUUAGGAGAUACAGGAUGUUUUUGUUUCUUCUGUGAAUUUGAAAGGUAGAACUGAACAUUUUUAGGAAGUGUAGAGAGCAAGUAGCCGGUGCUGUUUUUACCAUUUCUGUGUUGCACAUGUCGCUAAGGUCAUCAUCUAACACUGAAAUGACUUUUAUGACUGUACAGUAACCCUUUUUUGUUUGUUUGUUUGUUUUUUAAAAUGAAACCUAACUGUGUGUCAUCUGUUAACAUCCAGCUUGGAAUGUAAUUUUAUUUUUACACCAGCAAGACAAAUUGUUAAAGCUUGCUGCAUCGGUCACUUACUCAAUUUUUUGACAUUGCUAUAACUUUUUAACCUUGUCUCAUAGUCUAGGAAAUCAAAAUGUAGGUUUUCAAAAAAACACAACAGCUACAAAAAAAAAAAAAAAAAAGCGUACCUACACCUGGCUCAUGGUUGGCAUUUAAAAUUUUUUUUAAAAAUCAUGUUCUUAUAAAAAAUUUUUUAAAAAACAAGCAGGUUCCGUAUGCAAUAUGCUAAGAAGAAUAUUUCUCAGUCCCGAAUGUUCUACUGAGUGGAACGCAGGGGUCGUGAGCGUUUUAAAGUCUCCACAAUAAUGUGCUUUGUGAGCAUUGUGAUAUUGUCGAACUGAUGAUCGGUUAAACACAUGUCUUUCUCUGAUGCAGUAAUCGCCUCGUAGAUCCAAAUGAGUGCCUUUUUACACGUCUAACACUCAGCGUGUGUUCUUACUCGGAGGCGUCGGACACGGCGGCGCUGCACGGAGUCGAGUCUAGCAAUAAUUUCUCUACUCGUGAUUUAGCUAGACCUUUAGUCAAUCUGUACCAAGAGUAACUUAUUUCAUCUAAAAACAGGUGAGAAAUGUAACUGUUGGCUGUUUUUAAAACGUUUCUUUCAGGACUAUUUUUUUGUGUGUCUCGCAUGAAUUCCAGCAACGAUGCGAGUUUAAUAAUCACUUCUUAUGGUGCAUUUUCUGGAAAGAAUCAAAUUCCAACCUGGCAAUUUUAGCAGCUUGCCUUUUUUUUCUUUCUUUUUUUU